UAGGGCAAUGCAUUUUUGCUCGUCCUUAUAAAAAGCCUAGUAUUCCCCCUCUCGCCCUCCUCUGUCCACAAAGCUGAAGCAUAGGGUUUUUCCCCUGAGCGGCAGAGCUUUAUCGGCCUCGGCUUCAUUUCACGGUCUGUCAAGAUGUACACUUCAAGGAAGAAAAUCCAGAAAGACAAUGAUGUUGAGCCCACUGAAUUUGAGGAUAACGUUGCACAGUACCUAUUUGAUUUGGAGAACACCAAUCAGGAGCUAAAAAGUGACUUGAAAGAUCUCUAUAUCAAUUCAGCAAUUCAGAUGGAUAUUUCUGGAAAUCGCAAGGCAGUGGUGAUAUAUGUUCCCUAUAGAUUGCGGAAGUCCUUCCGCAAGAUUCAUCCUCGCCUUGUCAGGGAACUGGAGAAAAAAUUCAGUGGCAAGGAUGUUGUUUUGCUUGCUACCCGCAGGAUUGUACGACCACCAAAGAAAGGCUCUGCUGCUCAGAGACCACGCUCCCGAACACUAACAAUUGUCCAUGAUGCUAUGCUAGAGGAUAUAGUGCAUCCUGCUGAGAUUGUUGGCAAACGCACUAGAUACCGGAUUGAUGGCUCCAAAAUAAUUAAGGUUUUCUUGGACCCCAAGGAGCGGAACAACACGGAGUACAAGCUGGAAACCUUUUCUGGUGUCUACAGGAAGCUUACUGGGAAAGAUGUAGCAUUUGAAUAUCCUAUUACCGAGGCUUGAAAGGGCUGCUAUCAUCGGCUUUUUGUGUUUUGGCAUUGUUAUUUCAUUUUAUAGUUACUAGAAUUGUAUUGAGUAGGAUUCUGUUUUAAAAAUUUUGGGCCAUGGUAUUUGGUUUGAUGUCUUUUACAUAAGACCAAUGCUACUUGUGGUGAAUCUCCUCUCGAUGUGCGUAAUUUCUGCAUUGCCAAGGAUGUAGAACUAUCUUUUAAAUUCAAGUUUGGUUAUAGUUUUA
Molecule: messenger RNA, 952 nt
Organism: Alnus glutinosa
Lineage: Eukaryota; Viridiplantae; Streptophyta; Magnoliopsida; Fagales; Betulaceae
Product: small ribosomal subunit protein eS7
Exons: 6
Coding region: 145-720 (191 amino acids)
Biological process (GO): translation; ribosomal small subunit biogenesis; rRNA processing
Cellular component (GO): cytosolic small ribosomal subunit; 90S preribosome; ribosome
Molecular function (GO): structural constituent of ribosome
Source: RefSeq, a predicted model, not a curated record